GCUAAUGAGAAAUCAAAGAGGAUUCCUCUUCCCCGUUCGAACGAAGAAGAGAGGCGCAGCGACGGCACCCCUCCCGGCGGUUCUCUGCUCCUCCGACCUUUCUCUCUUCUCCCUUUCCUUUCUUCUUUUUCUUCCACAGAUUUCCGCCCCCUCCUCCCCUUCCAUUGUCGCUUCAACCGAACUGCCGCUGCAAAUCCUAGCAGCGGGGGCAUUCUUCAUCACAUCUCUCUCAUUUUCUCUUUCCCCCCAUAGUUCUUUCUAAUCACUCGAACCUACCCGAAAUACUGUUCAUCAUAGAUAGAGCAGAAACGAACGGAGCUUGACGGCAACAGAAACCGGAGACCUUUGCAGUGGUGUCAUCUCCAGCGUCGUCCUCACGAAAUCCGGCUGCCGCUCCUUCUCUCUCACUCCUUCCUUCUGUACACUCUCUCUCUGUACCCUUCCUCUGUAUCGCCGAACGACACCUCUGGCCUGCUUCCCACCACUACCAUUCACGGCACCCGUUCCGGUCGUCAGUCACCGCACCCGCACCAUCUUCUUCGUUCCGAUCAUAAUUUCUAUGUGAAUAAAAGGAUCUACGGCCUCUACCAUUAAAAGCUUUACUCGCAGCUGACGGGAGAAACUCACUCGCAUCAUCUUCUUGGCGUCCUCCCCGUGGUAUUAAGCAUUCACCAUUGUUGCUCAAGGAUAAAUCAUCCGUUAGGAAGCUCUUCUGAAGUCAGGCCAACAUCCAACCAGAACCCAAAGUCCUAAACCGCGGCGACAAACUUGAGUGUUGAUCAACUGGAGCAUUAUCUCUUGCAAUCGAAUCUGGUGUACCACUUAACCAUCGUCAUCGAGAAGUAACACAGGCAGAAAUCCCAGCUCAGGGAGUUAAGGAAUUCUAGGGUUUUAAGCAAGGCCUAUUUGAGUGCAUGAACAAUAAUGUCAGAUAACUGCGUGAUGGAGUUUGGUGAAGAUGCUCGCAAAGACAAUCAUGGCAAAAGAAAGGUUGGAGAGAGGAUUGAAAAUGGUUGCUAUCACGAACCUGCAACAGCUGCUAAGAGAAUACAUCUAUCUUUCAUGAAGCCAUCCUAUCCCCAGCCCUUAUACAAUGUACGAAUGGAACAUCGUAUUAGACUAAGCCAUUUUCUUCUGAAGCUUUUAAGACAACACCAAUGGAAAGAAGCAUCUGGCAUCUUGAGCGUACUAAUGAAAGGGACACUAAAUGAGAGGUCUCCAAUGAAGAAUCGAAUGAAGUACACGGUUGCAAUGGAGCUUCUUAAUCAGAUGUCUGGGUAUCAUAUCAAACUAUCAAAGAUCAAGCAUAUCUAUGAUAUUUGGAUUAGAAAGAAUGGGUCAAUGAAGAAUUUGCCAGCAAAGGAUAGAUGCGUGAAUCAAUUGGAAUUUGUCCUUUUAUGUCUUACAAAAAGGAACACUGAAGAAGCACAUCAAGCUAUGAUGUGCCUCAUGCAGGAAAAUGAAUAUGGUAGUGACCCAAUUUUAAAUUUGAUGAUUGGGUUGAUCUUUUAUGAACUUUGGUAUUCUUCUAUCCCAGAAGAUAUGAAGCUGAAAACCUCUGACAUUCCUGAGCCACCUACGCCAGCGGAGAUGUCUGUGGGGAGGUCCAUCAGCCUGCUUGAAAACACAGAUGGUCAUAAAGGAAUUGAUAAUCAUGAAAUGGAUUCUCCUUUUCAACGUAAUUCAGAAACCUCUAUUAGAAAUGAUAAAGAGGUUCCUGUAAAUGGGAAUGGUUACCGGCAAAAAGAAAAACUCUAUCAGAAUAUUCAGCCAUGGGGUUUCUACAUGCAGGAGUCUGCUGAAGCUAGUGGAAAUGAACCACCUUUUAUCGAUCAUGGUGACAACUUGAUAUAUGCAUCCAUUUUUUCUGUACAAGGGUUGGAUGCAUGUAUAUUACCUCUAAGGCUUCCAACUUGGAAGAAUAAUUUGGAUGAAUCAAUUCAUUUGUAUAUGGGAAUGCUUAAUGACAAUUACAAUAAUGCUAUGGAGCACUUAAAGCAUGCGUUAUGUUCAACUCCUCCAGUAAUGGCAGCUUUACUUCCUUUGAUACAGUUAUUGCUACUUGGAAAUCGCAUUGGGGAGGCACUGGGGGAGCUUGAAAAGUUAUGCCAUAAUUCAAAUCUUACACUUCCUUUGAGAUUAAAGGCUAGUCUUCUGGAAUGUUUUGAUAGCAAGAACUCUAGCGUACUUUCAACUUGCUACGAGGAAAUCUUAAAGAAGGAUCCAACAUGUAGCCAGUCAUUAACAAGGCUCAUCACCAUGCAUAGAAAUGGGGAUUAUGGUCUUGAAACACUAUUGGAGAUGAUAGCUUCACAUAUUGAUGCAACCUUUCCAGGAUGUGAUGUAUGGGGGGAACUUGCAUCUUGUUUCCUUAACCUCUCACAAUAUGAAGAAGAUCGUUUAUCAAUAUGUGGGGAAAAUGGUGGAGAUAAGCAAGGGUAUUCUGCUUCUGUCACUGUUAUCCCUAGAGCAUUUUUGGAGGGAAAGUCCAGAACAUCGUGGAAUCUACGUUGCAAAUGGUGGUCAACACGCCACUUCAGUAAAAGCACCCUUAUUUCCAAAAUGCAAUCUGAUGAGUUGCAGCUCAUAAUGUUCAAGGCAGCCUGUGCAUCUCACCUCUAUGGACCCAAAUUUGAAUAUGUUGUCAGUGUUUAUACUUGUUUAGACAAGGAAGAAAACAAGGGCAGAGUGUUGUUCUUGCAAAAGCACAUGAUGAAUUCAUUCAAUCUCCAUGAAAAUUUGAAAAGAGCAAAUUGAAUGCUGGAACUGCUUUUCUCUACAAAUGAAGGAUUUCUACCAUUAUUAAUAAAUA
This is a messenger RNA of Nelumbo nucifera (sacred lotus), 2812 nucleotides long. RefSeq names its product TAF RNA polymerase I subunit A. Gene Ontology annotation, biological process: transcription by RNA polymerase I. Lineage: Eukaryota; Viridiplantae; Streptophyta; Magnoliopsida; Proteales; Nelumbonaceae. Gene Ontology annotation, cellular component: RNA polymerase I transcription regulator complex. The record is from RefSeq and is a predicted model, not a curated record.